CGGUCGGCUAAGUAUUACCCCAGCCGACAGAAAGCUGGGGUUGGGACUUGGCGGCAGCGCUUGGCAGCGUUCCCAGGGCACAGACUCGCACAGACUGGCGAGACAGCGCACUAAGCUUCAGUGAGUUCUAGGCCCCUCAGAGCCCCUGUCCGCCUUAUCGUUAUCGAUGCUACAGUGGGGCGAUAGCGGGCGCAUGCGAUUGUAACCCAACUUUUUUCUAGUUGCUGCGUGCUGCUCGAUUGUCGAUGAUACGGACCGAAUACCCUGGCUGAGAACCAAAAGAUUCAUAACCCCCGAACCAGAGUUGUCCCACCCAAGAUCCAGACAGCUUUCAUCACCACAAGAAGACAAUAUGGCGGGCGCAUUUACCAAGAAAAGGAGCCAUGCUGAUUCUGCAGCUGUCGGAAAACUGCAGAGACCAAAGAAGAAGCAAAAGAAAGUCCCCCAAUACCAUAGCGACUCGGAAGAAGACCUCGACAAUGCUCUCGUCGACGACAUAGCCUCGCUGUCAGGCUCCGAUAUUGACUCCGAAUCAGACGCCGACAUACCUGCCCCAAAAGCUGCGAGGAUAAAUAAGUCAAAACCCCCCAAGAAGAGCCUAGUCGAAGACGACUCCGACAGCCAAGAUGGCGCCCACAGCGACGACAACGAGGGCGGAAACGACAGUGAGGAUAUAGAGGAAGAGGAUGACUUUACAAACUCCGACGGAGAAACAUCGAAUAUUGGCUCAAAAUGGACAAAAUCGAAACGCAAUGACCCGAAUGCCUUCGCUACUUCACUACAAAAGAUUCUUUCUACUAAACUGUCCAAUGCGAAAAAGUCCGACGCCAUUCUGUCUCGUAGUGUAGACGCGCAGAAGGCCAGCCGAGAGAUAGUCGACAAAGCAUUAGAGACCAAAGCACGGAAACUUCUUCGUGACCAGAAGCUUUUAGCGCAGGAAAAGGGCAGAGUUAAGGAUGUUAUGACCGGCGACAACAGCCAGGAGACGUCCACCGGAGAGAUCAUGCAGACUGAGCGACGAUUACGGAAAACGGCUCAUCGCGGUGUGAUCAUGCUAUUCAGAGCUGUACGUGAAGCGCAAGAGAGGGCCAACGAGGCGGAGAGGGAUGCCAAGAAAGAAGGCAUCAUCGGAAGUCAAGCGCGACAGGAGAAAGUGAACGAGAUGAGCCGGCAAGGCUUCUUGGACCUGAUCGCCGGCGCAGGUGGGAAACUCAGUAAAAACGGGAUAGAGGAAGCAUGAGGCGACAUACGGCGUGAACCAUAAAUCAUAUAUAAUGACAUUAUCACGGCCCAGGUCUCACAGAGUUGAGUCUAUCUUGGCCAACCUCCGGCAUUGACCAGGGUUCUUCUGUUAUACACGCUUUGUACAGUUUCCAAUCCAUCUGUCGAUUCCAGACAAAUAUUUGACGCCUUGGAACCUAACCUGGGGGGGGGAUAUAAACCACGGUUUCCUGGAAGAAAAAAGACCAACAUGAUUUCUAUGCGCUGAAAUUUUUUGUAUCAUUUCGUCAUUAUUUAAAGUCGCUGGCCUGCAGGUUCCUCGUCAUCGAAGGCAACU
Molecule: messenger RNA, 1558 nt
Organism: Xylaria bambusicola
Lineage: Eukaryota; Fungi; Ascomycota; Sordariomycetes; Xylariales; Xylariaceae
Product: Rrp15p-domain-containing protein
Exons: 3
Coding region: 353-1240 (295 amino acids)
Biological process (GO): maturation of LSU-rRNA; maturation of 5.8S rRNA
Cellular component (GO): preribosome, large subunit precursor
Source: RefSeq, a predicted model, not a curated record